Messenger RNA from Penicillium atrosanguineum, 1443 nucleotides. RefSeq lists its product as uncharacterized. The transcript has 4 exons. The coding region runs from base 1 to 1443 and encodes 480 amino acids. NCBI's taxonomy places the organism in Eukaryota, Fungi, Ascomycota, Eurotiomycetes, Eurotiales, Aspergillaceae. The record is from RefSeq and is a predicted model, not a curated record.
AUGAGCACCAAGGAUAAGAAGGCCGAUACUACAGAGACCUCGAGUGAGGUCGCUACCGGUAACAUGGCAACUCUGUCUCACAAAAUAUGUUACACACGAUACAAUUCUCCAUUCUGGCAGGUGGUAAUCGUCAGUUUCGUCGCGUUUGGCUGCCCGGGGAUGUAUAACGCAUUAUCUGGCAUUGGAGGAGGCGGCCAACUCGACACAACGACUGCCGCCAAAGGUCAUAUUGCUCUCUCAUCAGUCAGCGCAGUCGGAAAUCUUUUUGUUGCGCCAGCUUUGACGAAUCUGUUGGGUCCAAAAUGGACCAUACUUAUCGGUGGUCUGCCCUACGUGCUUUAUGCUGGCUCGCUGUUGGCCUACACCCACACAGGAAAUCAGGGGUUUGUUAUCGGCAGCAGCGCUUUAUUGGGUAUCGGGGCAUCCCUACUUUGGAUCUCACAGGGCGCAAUCAUGACUGGAUAUCCGCUACCUCAACAACAGGGAAGAAUGAUUGGUGUUUUCUGGAUCAUUUUCAAUCUUGGGGGAUUCCUGGGAUCGAUGAUCUCAUUUGGCCUUAACUUUCACUCGAAAUCAGGGACCGUGUCUGAUGGAACCUACAUCGCGUUUAUGUGCAUCAUGGCUGUAGGUUGUAGCUGUGCACUCGGCCUACUCAAGCCAUAUAACGUUAUCCGCGAAGACAACUCUCGUGCUGCAGUUGAUCGAAAGCCUCGAGUAUGGGAUGAGUUCAAGGCUACGCUGAAAGUUCUGAGGGACUGGAGAGUAGUUUCUCUAAUCCCAUUUUGGAUCACGGCAAACUACGCAUACAACUAUCAGCAAAACACUUUCAACGCUAAGCUAUUUACUAUCCGAACCCGUAGUUUUAAUGGCGCGAUGUAUUGGCUGGCGCAAAUGGGUUCAAGUUAUGUUUUCGGCCUCUUCCUCGAUAACAGAUCGAUGAACCGCCGUCAGCGUGGAAUUUGGGGAUUCGGAAUCACGGCUCUUAUCUCCAUGAUCGUAUGGGCAGGUGGCCUCGCUGCGCAGCUUAGGAGAGGCCCUAACAGCGAUUACUAUCCUCUUAACGAGAUGGACUUGAUUACCUCAGGAACUAAGUAUGCCGGUCCGUUCCUCCUCUACUUUUUCUAUGGUUGCUUUGAUGCAGUAUGGCAGACCCUUGUCUAUUGGACCAUCGGCUAUCUGUCACACGAAUCUCCCGAACAGGCCGCGCGCUAUGUGGGUGCGUUCAAGUGUAUGGAAGCCGUCGGUGGCGCGAUAGCAUCCAAAGUGAACUCCGAUAAGACGAACUACAACAUCGAGUUCGCAAUCGACUGGUCAAUUGUGGUUUUCUCGCUUAUCUGGGCUUUGCCAUUUAUGUGGAAAAUCGAAGAUCUUCCAGCGCAUGCUGGUAAUGAGGACGAAACUGAAUACGUGAAAGGACCGACAGAAGAGGCAGUGGGGCCUUGA